AACAAAAUAGUGAUGAUUAGCCUGCGACUAGUGACGUUGGUGCUGAGCCGGUCUGGCAUUCCGGCCUGCGAGACGGCCCACUGCAUCCAAGCAACGUUGAAACAACCCAGAUAUCGCAGCCCACUGUCCACAGCAUGCGGGCCGGUGGAUCGCUAGCGUAAAGUGUCUUUCGGUUCGUUCGUGUCCGGUUCUUCUCCAGUUCCAGUUCUGUCUGGCUGGCCGUACCGUACGUACGCUGUAUGUUGUCUGUCUCUUCUCUCUCACUUUCUUUUCUGGGUUUGUAGCGCCGAUGAGUCGUUUUGUCUUCGGGAGGCAGCGAUUGUUGUUGUAGUCUGCCACUCUUUUAUGGUUAUUAUUUUGCCUAUGUCGUCCAUUCCUUUUUAUAAAUCCAUUCAUUUGAACUUACAACAAUCGUGCUCCUCGAGGAAACCAUCUCUGCAAGCUAUCGAUCACUGUGUAGUAUUUUGUGCCCCGUGAGACCCCUUAUCGCUUAUUCCAGCAUCAACCACGCCUCAACUGUGUGUGUGUGUGUCUCUCAUUCCAUUUCCCCUCCAAACAGUGUCCAUAUAUUCGUUACAAUCGUUGAUCCAUUCCCGUCCAUUUCAUCAAUUGAGGUCGCGCCUUUUGUCCUUCGAUUCUCCGCUUGAUCAAUCAUAUCUUGAUUUAUUGUCUUGUAUUUCUGGGAUUGGGAAAACUUUCUGACGCGCGGAAAAACAACUGAGAGUAACACGACAAAGUUCUUAGCUCCCGCCAGAAAAAGUUCGAGGCCUCAAGAUAUAUAUAUCUAUCUAUCUUGGACAUUCGACUCGACUCGACACACGAUUCCUACCCGACUCAUUGCACAAUCUGAUCACUUCCAUACAUUGUCCGCUGACAUCUCAUCAGCAAUUGGUCUCUCCUUUGCCACAUAGCAGCCUGAACAUUCGAUCACCAAAGAGUAAAGGAAUUGCAAAAUAACAAAAGGAGCUAUUAAACUCGCCUGGUUGAACCCUCACAGCAGGGCUGUCGGUCGACAGUUAAGCGGCUUGUAAGCGUUUUUGAGACGAUCUCUAUUUGAUGAGAAACGCAAGUCAAGGUCUGAGUGAAAGAACUUGCACAUACUUCACUGAAAAUGGGUCUUUUUGAGAAAUUACAUGCAAAACUGGAGCUUUAUCGGCUCGAACAGAGAUACGCCAGACGCAAGCACCGCAGCACGCUCACCGUGGGCGCCCAAUACGUCGACGGCGAAUAUGUCUACGCAAACAAUACCGGAAGUGGCUAUUCAUCAGCCGCAACCUCCAGCUCAACAGUAGCAAAACACUCAACGGGGACGUCGUGGAGGCCGUCGGGAACCUGGGGUGGGUUCGGCUCACAGGACCGUCGGAUUAGAUGAUGCAACUAUUUCCCUUUCCCCCAAUCCGGAAUGUGUGGGUUGGAGCUAGUUCUUAUAGGCUCUAUCUUUAUGUCUAAAUUUGAAAGACGGCUUCAUCACUCGACGAACGAUGUAUACGGACUCCCACCUCGAAUUCUGCCCCGAGUACUUUUGUUGCUUUUCACACCCUCCGCUCGUGCCAACGGCAAAAAGGGGAAAACGACAUAAAAUGGCUUGAUAGUUUUCUAUUGAAAACAUAGGUAAAGAAAGGCUAGAAGCGUGCAAUUCUCGCAUCUCCUCCAGGACAAGGCAGUUUUCACGAUCCUCCUUGCUUCUCCUUUUUCACUUGGGCUUUUCAGUUUUGAUCAGAUAUCGAACAUGAGAAGUGUUCCGCGGGCAUUCUUCCCCCAUUUCUCGACCUAAUGCAUCUCGCAUUGCAGUGAACCUCUUCGUUGUGAUGUCGUAAUGCUUUCAAAUGAGCAAUGCCAUCCAAGGUCAAUCUCGAACCCCGAAUCUCAGUUUACUUCUUUUUCCCCUAUCUUUUCUCAGCAUUUGACUCAGUUCAAGAUUCUGGCCUCGUUUACUUUUAUAUUUUCUUUUGGUUCUUUUUCCAUUUUUGAUAAAGCUAUACGAUUUGUAACUGAACCUUUCUGCUGUAAAUAUUUAGGCAUUCUGUCCCACUAACUAACGUAAUGUACAUGUAUAUAAGCACCUGUUACUUUUAACUAUCUAUUCACUUUCUCUUCCAUUUUAGAUACUUAGUACACCAAUGUCUCUCCGUGUGUGUGAUUGCAUUCUUACCCUUUGAUAUGCCCCUUUGGGGCUUGCGGGACUUUUACAUAAAAAGAGCAACAGCUGAGGCACUCUCAAAUCGGUCGAAGUAUACUUUGUGUGAACGCAUACUCGCCACAUAUCUCCCCCCCUUCGCACUCUAUGGAAUCCUUAUCACUCUCCUCUAGCUGAGCUCGUUAUGGGGACAUAGCCCAUCAGAGAGACCUUUUUUACGCCUUAUCUUAGUGAUAUCGCUUGAAUUUUUUCUAGAACCUCGUCCAAUGACUGAUACCAACAAGUCCGCAGCGCCGUAUAUCUGAUCGUCU
Messenger RNA from Blastomyces dermatitidis ER-3, 2448 nucleotides. RefSeq lists its product as uncharacterized. Bases 1112 to 1372 code for a protein of 86 amino acids. The record is from RefSeq and is a predicted model, not a curated record. NCBI's taxonomy places the organism in Eukaryota, Fungi, Ascomycota, Eurotiomycetes, Onygenales, Ajellomycetaceae. The transcript is spliced from 3 exons.